CAACUUUUGCUCGGCCAUCGGGUCCCCGUCGGAUUGGAGCGAUGAGCAACUGGUUCACCGACAAGGUCAACCACCUGGUGCGGGAGGUGCGUGAGACUCAAAAGGCCGCGGCGGGGCGCAACGCCGACGAGGUCGCCUCCGAGCUGGAGAGCCAGGCGCGGCGAGUGAGCUCGCCCCAGUUGGCCACUGAGUUGGUGAGCCGCUGGGUGGAGCGCAGCGACAGCGGCCACGGCGCCUUUACCUUGGGCGGCGGCAGGGAAGUGUCAGGCGACCACGGCCUCGCUGAGCCCCUCUCCUUCUACCAGGCGCUGCUGAGGAGCCAGGCCCUGGAGCUGCUGCUGGAGUCCUGCGCCAAGGCCCCCGCCCUCCGUGCUGACCUCCUAAAGGGAGGGCCCUCGGACAUGGAGUCGCCGGUCUCUGCGCUGGGCAAGGCGCUGCAGUCCCUCGUCGAACGACUGCUUCUUCCCGGAGCCCUGGCCUUGUGGCCGACCCUCCUAGAGGCGUUGAUGGCAAGCGAGGAGCUCGAUCGGACCUCGAAGGUUGGGAGCUGCCGCAGCUGGGCGAAGCGCGCUUUGAACCUGGUGAAGCGCCAGUGGAAGUACGAGCUGAUCCCAUCCACCCUGCGGUGCUUAGAUCGCAAGCUUUCCACGUUGUCCACAGCCGUUCCACCCCCUGAGGAGUCUUCUGAGCUGCUGCGCUCCAAAGAAGGGAUGUCCAAGGGGGGCAUCCGCGCGGCUCUGGCCAAGAGCAAGCUGAAGUCCGCAGAGGCGGAGGCGGCCCAGCUAAGGGCGCGCGCGGAGCUGCUCUGCGACGCCUGCGCGCGCCUGGAAGUGGCGCAGAGCAGUGGCAGCUCAGAACUCACCGAGGUGGAAAGGCUUCUUGAGGCCGCAGAUGCCAUGCUGCACAUGCUGGAUGCAGGCGUCAAGGAGCUGAGCGCCGAGCAGGAGGGCCUCCGCAGCUCCCUGACGGAGCUGAAAGAUGGCCUCGAGAAGCAGAUGUCAGAGUUCAAAGAGACUCUCACAUCCUUCUCCGCGAAGAGGGCAGUGCUGGAGGAGGAGCGGGCCACGCUGGCCUUGCGCCUCGAGGAGGUGCAAAUGCAGCUCAGUCAGCUGCAGGAAGCUAGCGCCACUUACGAGCGCAGGUCCAAGGACCUGGAGAAUCAGCUGAGGGACACCACCAAGCACUUUGAGGAGAAGAUCGCGGGCUCCUUCUGCCAGCAGCGGCGCCUCGCGGACGAGAAGCUGCGCGCCGUGGCCUGCAAGGCCUGCGCCCACACCGCCAAGGACCUGGUGGCCGACGAGGAGCGGCGGAGGUGUGAGGAGCUGAGCUCACAGCUGCGGCGGAGGCGUAGUGACCUGCGCCGCACCUUCGGGAGCUACGUGCGCAAGGAGCGGUUGCGCCUCGAAGCCAUCGGCGGCCUCGACGAUGCGGCUGCCAAGGUGGAGAAGGCCUGGCAGGAGCUGCAGGAUCUGCUGCAGCGCGCGCUGCCGCUCUGCAAGGCCGAACAGGUUCACGAGAAGCCGAAAGAAGAGCAUGCAGCUCCCCCUGUGGAGGAGCUGCUUUCGGAGCCUCUGCCGGAGGACGCUGCCAGCUUCUUCGCAAAGGACUCCGCGGGUCAGGGCUGCAUCGACUGCGGCCUGCCGGACGCAGACUGGGCCAGCGUCUCAUGCGGCGCCUACCUCUGCGUGGACUGCGCAGGUCGGCACCGGGGUCUGGGGGUGCAUCUCAGCUUCGUCCGCAGCACCACCAUGGACCUCUGGACCCCCCAGCAGCUGCGGCGCAUGCAGCUGGGAGGCACGGGGCGGCUGCGGAGCUUUCUGCAGAGCUACCCCAAGCUCAAGGAGGAGCCCCAAACAUCUCAAGCGCUCUUCACGCGCUACAGCUCUCGGGCCAUGGCCUACUACCGCCAGAUGCUGGAGUUGCGAUCUGAGGGCAAGUCCACGGCUGGCUUAGCACCCCCAAGCAGCAGCGAGGGGCAUCUGGCAGCGGCAGGAGGACCAUCGGAGAAGGAGGACAAGGAAGACGAUGAAGAGACUGCCCUCGGAAGCGUGGAGGAAGAGCUUGCGCAGCUGGAAGCCACCUACGAGAGGUUGAGGCAGCCCGAUGCUGCAAAGAGUCAGCAGAAGGAUGCCAGGUCAAGCAGCUGACAAAUCAGAUUGCGUGUGGCGAAGCUUGUGG
Messenger RNA from Effrenium voratum, 2178 nucleotides. Lineage: Eukaryota; Dinophyceae; Suessiales; Symbiodiniaceae. The record is from the annotation of a GenBank genome assembly.